Messenger RNA from Bipolaris oryzae ATCC 44560, 972 nucleotides. RefSeq lists its product as uncharacterized. The transcript is spliced from 2 exons. Gene Ontology annotation, cellular component: mitochondrion. The record is from RefSeq and is a predicted model, not a curated record. Gene Ontology annotation, molecular function: NAD binding; NADP binding; 3-hydroxyisobutyrate dehydrogenase activity. The coding region runs from base 1 to 972 and encodes 323 amino acids. Lineage: Eukaryota; Fungi; Ascomycota; Dothideomycetes; Pleosporales; Pleosporaceae. Gene Ontology annotation, biological process: L-valine catabolic process.
AUGCCGCAACCAUACGAAUUCAGUAGGCUCGGCUUCAUUGGCCUGGGUGCCAUGGGAACACCGAUGCUGUCACACCUGGCUAGAAAGCUGCCAGAAGAUUCGCUUAUAUGGGUGUAUGAUGUUGUCGAACAAGCGGUAGACGACGUCUGUGCCGAGUUUCCCAACAGAGUGUUGAAGGGGAAGAACGCUAAGGAUGUCGCACAACAAGCCGAUACGAUUAUCACAAUGGUACCUGAGGGUGCGCAUAUACGAUCUGUAUAUCUCGACCCCGCCAAUGGCGUAUGCAGUACGGAUGUCUCGAACAAGCUGCUUAUCGAUUGCUCGACAAUUGAUACGGCAACAAGUCUGGCAGUGAAAGAACACGUUACAAAUCAUUUCCCUUCGGCAGCAUUCUAUGAUGCUCCAGUUAGUGGCGGUGUGGUGGGUGCAAUCAAAGGCACAAUCGCAUUCUUCCUGGGCUGUGGAGAGUCGGAUGCGAACAUGGGGCGCCUCACUUAUUUACUGAGUCUUAUGGGUGGACAAGUGAUACCUUGUGGUGGACCAUCUCUUGGUCUCGCAGCAAAGCUAUCAAACAACUACCUUUCUGGCAUAAUUGCAAUAGCCUGCUCCGAAGCGUUUGAUAUGGGCAUGCGUAGUGGGUUGGACCCUCGUACGCUGGCCAAGGUGUAUGCUGCAGGUACAGCUCAAAACGCCAUAUGCGACAAAUUCUGUCCUGUUCCUCAUGUCUACCCAGAGGCACCGUCUUCGGGAGGGUGGAAGCAGGGCUUCAAGGUACAGCUGAUGCGCAAAGACUUUGGACUCGCGGUGGACAUGGCAAAGAGAGUGGGUUCUCGGAACGUAUUGGGUGAGGUUGGAUUCAAGACGUAUGAUGAAGCUGCCAAUGACCCGCGUUGCAGAGAUUUGGAUUCUCGUGUAGUCUAUCGCUAUCUCGGCGGGCAGGAAGACUGGCAGGCUAAGUCGAAUGGGACGUGA